ACAAUCACUUUUCCCCUGCUAUAAAUACCAUAACCCACCACCUCCAUUUUCUUCAGCUCAAAUUUCCUCACCUUCUUUUCAUCGACUCAAAAACCUUCCAAAUUUCCAAAAAUCCAAUUAAAAAAAAUAUAUAUUAAAAUUUAAACAUAAAUAUGAGAACCGUAAUUGCUUUCUCUACUGCAACUCCGGUGGCAAAAUCCCCACUGGAAUCAUCCCUGCCGCCAACUGCAACAACCAUGGGGCGGCAGCAGCAGCAGCAGCACUCGCCGUGGCACUCUCCGGUGCCCUACCUAUUCGGAGGCCUGGCGGGGAUGUUGGGUCUGAUUGCUUUUGCUCUGUUGAUCCUUGCCUGCUCUUACUGGAAGCUUUCGAGCCGGUUGGAGGACAGAGAGGGAGGCGAGCGAGACCUAGAGAGCGGCGGCGGCGACGAGAAAGGCGACGGGUCGAAUAAAUCAGUGAAGGUGUUCGAGGAGAAGAUUUUGGUUAUUAUGGCGGGGAAUGAGAACCCAACUUUCUUGGCCACGCCGGUUUCCGUGUGCUCGAAAGCUGCUUCUUUCGGCGGCGCUGACGAUCAUGCCGACGAACAGGGGAUGAGCGAAGAAGUAAAUAAGGAGGAGAGCUCCGAGAAAGUGACAGAAGAAAUAGGGUCCCAUGAUCCCGAAGAACCCGAAAAUAUUCGGAACCAAGACGAUGAAUCGGAGACUCAGCAGAGGCGAUUACAAGAAGGACAAGUACAACAUGAAAACCAGUGAGCUUAACUCAGCUUGCUCUGUUUCAGUUUUGGCAUAUAUUUCUUGAGAGAGGAAGAAAAACAGAGUGCUCUGUUAUUUUUCUGGUGGGGUUUGGGGUAUUUCUAUGUUUUGAUCCGGAAAAUGCAAAUUUUGUAUGAGAUUUAUUAGUUUUGAUGAGAUUUGACAUUAAAGCAGAAUUAAUUAGUUGCAGUUGACGUUAGA
This is a messenger RNA of Malus domestica (apple), 953 nucleotides long. RefSeq names its product protein GLUTAMINE DUMPER 5-like. Gene Ontology annotation, biological process: regulation of amino acid export. Lineage: Eukaryota; Viridiplantae; Streptophyta; Magnoliopsida; Rosales; Rosaceae. The record is from RefSeq and is a predicted model, not a curated record.